Messenger RNA from Paracoccidioides brasiliensis Pb18, 381 nucleotides. RefSeq lists its product as uncharacterized. The coding region runs from base 1 to 381 and encodes 126 amino acids. The record is from RefSeq and is a predicted model, not a curated record. The transcript is spliced from 2 exons.
AUGCCAGCAGAUCGACAAGACCGGAAGACAUCCGGUGGCUUCCAAUUAUCAGAUAUACAACGCUUCCCUGUUAUAUCGACUGCGCUGCAUUUAAGAGUACGGGAUCGAAAACCCCCUCCUGUUUUCGACCCAACAAUAAAGAUAACGCAACGAAUCCACAAAUCGGAUAUCAAGACUGGUAGAGUGUUUUGUUGUACCGGGAUCCAACCAACUCUACUCUCCUGCUCUUUUCGACACCCUCAUCCUGCAGAAGCCAUUCAUGCUUUCGUAUUGAUAGAUUAUGUUGUCCUCUCUGUCAAUUCAAAUCCACGCUCCAGGGUUACGAAAGUUAUGCCAUGGCCAUGCGUACCCCUCUUGGGCUCACUGUGUUUUCUGCAGUAA